Molecule: messenger RNA, 2545 nt
Organism: Manihot esculenta (cassava)
Lineage: Eukaryota; Viridiplantae; Streptophyta; Magnoliopsida; Malpighiales; Euphorbiaceae
Product: hydroxyproline O-galactosyltransferase GALT6
Exons: 7
Coding region: 209-2212 (667 amino acids)
Cellular component (GO): Golgi membrane
Molecular function (GO): carbohydrate binding; galactosyltransferase activity
Source: RefSeq, a predicted model, not a curated record
UGAAUGCUAGUAACUACAAACACAGACAGGAGAUUUCCAGCCGGUUAUGGCAUUUUCUUGCUGUUCCUGCCAAAGAGUGUGUGUUUUUCUCUACGGAGCGUAUGCAGGGUAAAGCAUCAGAAGCAUCUUCCACCAAUUUUAGCUUUAAAAGAGACUAAAAUACGAACCCAUUUUAGCAUUUAACUUCCUUUGCUUUCAUUCACCCACAAUGAAGCGAGUCAAGGUCGAGUCUUUUCUGCCAUUGACACGAAUCACAUUGAUUCAGGCUUUAAUGGCCCUUCUUCUUGUUUAUUUACUCUUCAUGAGCCUUGAAAUCCCUCUCAUUUUCAAAACUGGUUAUGGGUAUGAGUAUGGGUCUGUGUCCGGCGAUGGCUCUCUCGGCUACGCUUUGCCUAGGUCCUUGUUGGUCGACAAUGAUGGAGCAGCUCGAACGGUGUUCGACCCUCAUAAGGUCGUUCAUCGGAGCCCUGAGAGGCGAAUGCGAGAGACGAAAAGAGUCAAAAGACUGUCGGGUCUGUUGUUCAAUGAGACUAUUUUCGAUGCUUCUGACAUUGCCGAUGAAUUCUCUGUGCUUCACAAGGCCGCUAAAGAGGCGUGGCUAGCAGGGAAGAAGCUCUGGGAAGAGUUGGAGUCAGGUAAGGUUCAAGCCAACCUGAUCAACAAUAGCAACACCGCCGACAAUCGCACUGAACGUUGCCCGGUGUCUAUAGCUUUAUCCGGAGCGGUAUUUUCGGCCCGUAACCGGAUCAUAGAGCUUCCAUGCGGCCUGACUCUGGGGUCCCACAUAACGGUGGUGGGAAGUCCGAGGUGGGCCCACCAGGAGAAGGACCCCAAAAUAGCGUCACUGAAGGAGGGGGAGGAGGCACUGAUGGUAUCGCAGUUCAUGAUGGAGCUACAGGGGUUGAAGACUGUUGAUGGAGAGGAACCACCAAGAAUUCUCCAUUUCAAUCCGAGGUUGAAGGGUGAUUGGAGUGGCAAACCUGUGAUAGAGCAGAAUACGUGCUAUAGAAUGCAGUGGGGAAUUCCGUUGCGGUGCGAGGGCUGGAGUUCUCAGGCCGAUGAAGAAACCGUUGAUGGGCUGGUGAAAUGUGAGAAAUGGCUUCGUGAUGAUGAUGCUAACUCAGAAGAUUCAAAAGCCACAUGGUGGUUGAACAGACUGAUCCGACCCAAAAGGAAGACCCAGUUCACCUGGCCAUUCCCUUUUGCUGAGGGAAAACUAUUUGUUCUUACUCUGAGUGCUGGCUUGGAAGGUUAUCAUAUCAAUGUUGACGGCAGACAUAUCACUUCGUUUCCAUAUCACACUGGAUUUGUUCUUGAGGAUGCCACUGGAUUAUAUUUGAAUGGGGAUGUUGAUGUACAUUCUGUUUUUGCUGCUUCCUUACCUUCCUCACAUCCAAGUGUUGCACCUCAGCAGCAUCUUGAGAUGUUCAGGAAGUGGCAAGCACCAAUUCUUCUUGAUGGAAAAGUUGAGCUCUUCAUCGGCAUCAUCUCUGCUGGCAAUCAUUUUGCUGAGCGGAUGGCUGUAAGGAAAACCUGGAUGCAGCAUAAUCUGAUACGAUAUUCGAAAGUGGUGGCUCGGUUUUUUGUAGCACUGAGUGGAAGAAAGGAAAUAAAUGCACAGCUAAAGAAAGAAGCAGAUUAUUUUGGUGAUAUUGUUAUAGUUCCAUACGUGGAUAAUUAUGACCUUGUUGUAUUGAAGACAGUUGCAAUAUGUGAAUAUGGGGUUCACACUGUGGCUGCAAAGUAUAUUAUGAAGUGUGAUGAUGACACUUUUGUGAGGGUUGAGGUCAUGCUACAGGAAGCAAAGAAGGUGCCCAGGGAUAGAAGCCUAUAUAUUGGAAACAUUAACUUCUACCACAGGGUUUUCCGUAGUGGAAAAUGGGCGGUGACCUAUGAGGAAUGGCCAGAAGAAGAGUACCCACCCUAUGCAAAUGGUCCAGGUUAUAUUAUCUCAUCUGACAUUGCGCAAUUCAUUGUUGCCGAGUUUCAAAGUCAUAAGUUGAGAUUGUUUAAGAUGGAAGAUGUGAGCAUGGGGAUGUGGGUGGAAAAUUUCAAUAGUUCAAAACCUGUAGAGUAUGUGCAUAGCUUUAUGUUUUGCCAGUAUGGGUGCACUGAAGAUUAUUACACUGCUCAUUACCAAUCUCCAAGGCAGAUGAUAUGCCUCUGGGAAAAAUUACAGCAGGGAAAGCCCCAUUGCUGCAAUGUUAGAUGAUGAUAUAUAACAAUGGUAGCCUGCAGAAGAAGGAAGAAACCCCGAGAACAAGUUUUUGCAGUCCAGUAAAUUUCUGUAUAUAUAUAUAUUCCGAGCCAUUGGAGACAUAAUGGGUGAUUUUGAUCCGAUCCGAUCUGGUCCUGCUCAAGUACAUUCUUACAUUCGUUUCCGGGUAGCCACAACCAGUUUCCGUUGAUGCUUUAGAAUACUUUAGCAAUAAUGCUGGAAGUGGUAGAAGGGCUGCACAGCUUAUAGAAGACAUCUUGGCUUUGUAAUCAUAGUGUGGUAAACAUUGAAGUGCAAAGACUUGAAAACAUAAAUGUUUUAUCUCCA